CUGGCGUAGGUGUGUAGAAACAACGACAAUUGAAUUGCUUCACACACCACUUCACCUUCGCUGAAGAAGAAAGAGAAUAAUGCUGCUCUCCAACAGUCCUCUUUUUGGCCUUGUUCUCCUGUUCUUAAAUCUGCCGCUGAGCAGCACGUAUCCUGUCUACAACGGGUUACUGACCAAUGAUGACAUGGAGGUCUUAAACGUACUUCUCCAUCGACUUCAAAAGUCCUUUCCUGAGCGGAGUGAGGUGGAGCGAGUCUCCACAGAAAAGUUGGACGAUGUCACUCCUGAAGACAUGGCAAUGGUUGCAGAGGAUGAGAGAGAGCAACCACAAACAAGACUGGACAAAGCCGCCAUAAGAGAGUUCCUGUCAGCUCGGGACCUGAAAACUGUCCGAAACGACUCUAGAUCAAAGAGAUACUCGGGCUGCUUCGGGCAAAGGAUGGACCGAAUCGGCUCAAUGAGCUCUCUUGGAUGCACCACGGUUGGCAAAUACAAUGCAAAGACAAGAUGAAGUCUUACACAUAACCUGGAACAGCAACGUCAUUACUUACCAAAUGGUAUUCUUAUUUAUAGGCUACCUAUUUAUAUUAUUAUAUUUAUUGAACUUUGUUUAUUGCCAAUAUAUUUAUUUGAACUUAUGUA
Salvelinus fontinalis (brook trout) is the source of this 642-nucleotide messenger RNA. Its product is annotated as brain natriuretic peptide-like. Gene Ontology annotation, cellular component: extracellular region; nucleus; cytoplasm. The record is from RefSeq and is a predicted model, not a curated record. The transcript is spliced from 3 exons. Gene Ontology annotation, molecular function: hormone receptor binding; hormone activity. Gene Ontology annotation, biological process: neuropeptide signaling pathway; cGMP biosynthetic process; negative regulation of systemic arterial blood pressure. Bases 80 to 511 code for a protein of 143 amino acids. Lineage: Eukaryota; Metazoa; Chordata; Actinopteri; Salmoniformes; Salmonidae.